UUGUAAUCGUGCUUUUCAUCACAAUUGAGAAGAUAUUUUGAAGCCGAAUAUGAAAGCAUCCAGCAUCCCAUCCAUACUGCUCAUUUUUUCCACUCUAACCCUUGGAAACACCAAUAAUAAUCGCACUUACAUCCAGGACGAAAAUUCCAUUUGGUACGACGUGGGAGAAGUGACAGGUCUGCUCUUGAAAACAUGUCUGGAUACAGCCGCCACGCCGAAAACCGGAUUGGAGUUUUUAGACGCGUUCCAGAACUGCCUACGUCGUAAAAGUUUGCUUGUUUUGAAUAGAUCGUUAAGGGCUGACGUUAUAAGUAUCGGCAAAGGAAUCCAAUUGGUUAAAUAUAGAGAUGCGAAUUUAACGCACUCAGACAGAGUGAACAGUAGAGGGUCGAGCAGAUUCAUAAGAGAUCAGGUAGAUUGGAACAAUGAGGUAUCACGAAGGCUUUUCGAUCUAUUCGAUACCCAUGAACUUAAAAUAGAUCUAAACUCUGAUGACGAGACACAAGCAAGACACCGAGGUCGCCGGAGGAAGGACAACAUGAUGGUUUCCCUCUUAGUAUUCGCUAUAGUAGCGGUCGGUUUGAUAGUAAUUCCCAUGGGCUUCCAAUUCCUGGCAGUGCUCGGUGGUAAAGCUUUACUCCUCGCCAAACUGGCACUCAUCCUGUCGUCGAUACAGGGAUUGAAGAAGAUAGCGACUAGCAGUUUCAAUUACGGCCUCUACUCCCACUCAGCGCCUGGCAACCCAUGGCACUACGAUAGACAAUGGACGCAUCACCCAUCAUCAACUUAUGACUCAGCCCACGGUGGAUAUCACAGCAGUCAUGAACCUUAUAGCUUUUUACUCCAUCCAAGAAUAGAUGAGGAGAACUGAGUUGGGAUUAUUGAAUGAUAUUGAAAGUGUACCUUUUGUUCAAAUAGCUCAU
Coccinella septempunctata (seven-spotted ladybird) is the source of this 923-nucleotide messenger RNA. RefSeq lists its product as uncharacterized. Lineage: Eukaryota; Metazoa; Arthropoda; Insecta; Coleoptera; Coccinellidae. The record is from RefSeq and is a predicted model, not a curated record. The transcript has 5 exons. The coding region runs from base 50 to 871 and encodes 273 amino acids.